Exserohilum turcica Et28A is the source of this 1824-nucleotide messenger RNA. RefSeq lists its product as uncharacterized. The coding region runs from base 1 to 1824 and encodes 607 amino acids. NCBI's taxonomy places the organism in Eukaryota, Fungi, Ascomycota, Dothideomycetes, Pleosporales, Pleosporaceae. The transcript has a single exon. The record is from RefSeq and is a predicted model, not a curated record.
AUGGCAAGCGACGUCGCGUCCGUCAAGUGUAAGUCAUGCGCCAGGCCUCUCGCGACCGUCACACCCACGGGGCUCACGCCGGUGCUGUCGCCAGAGGAUUUCGGAUGCAGCACAUGCCAACGGUUUAGCGCGCUCUAUGACGCUGUGCAAGCUGCGGAUAGCGAGUGGGCGGCUUUCGAACACAAACGCGAUUCAAUCACAAAAUUUUUUGCGCGGGACAAUCAUAAAAGAGCACAUAUGGAAUUCGAUAAUUGGCUCAAGACGGUCGAGGCGCCCGCGAGAACCCAAACCGGAGAAGACGCACAGCCAGAAGAGGAUGUAUCCGGCGGUGGGAACGAGAAGCCACAGCAUGGUACGGUGCGUACAAGGUCGUAUUCGCCAAACAACCAACCUCCUGUGUCCGCUGGCGAGCUGUCCGAUCCCUGGCUGCAGCAAGAGACGAGGGAGUCGCUUUCGUUCCGCCCAUCCCCCAAGCGAUCGCGCAGCACCAAUUCUGUGCCAGGGCGGAAACGGCUCAAAUUUUCCGACUCUGUCGAGUUCCACGAGACAUACCGUAGUAGCGAGGAGUACCAUCGACCCAGUGACGCAUACGUCAGGGGUCGCAAUGCACCACCAGAGGGAUCGGAGUAUAUGGACACUAGCGGGUCGGGACAGACAUUCCUACGGUUCACGCAAAUGAAAAAGGUCGGCGCAAAGUGGGUGGAGCUGAGCGAGGAUGAUCUUGAGAAAAAACGGAAGAAGAGUCCGGGGGUCGCGACAACACAGCAUGAACUUGAGGCUGUGGAGAUGGUGGAGUCCGAUGAGACAGCCGGAGAUGCAGCCGGUAGGUUGGAACAGAAUCGCGAGGCUCCACCAGAUGCUCGUGCAGCCAGAUUGGCAAGACGGGCCAAGGGAACAUGUAGCAGGGGCCCAGCGCAGACAACCAGCAUGACAAGUGCUCGGAAUCAAGGUAACAAGGCAUCGCGCAAGGAGGAGGAGCCAAUACUCGACGAAGCAUCGACUGGGAUGCGGAAAUUUUCUGCUCCACCAGUCCUAGACUCGUUAACAGCAGCGGUAGAGGAAGCAAGACCCACUGCAGACGAAGACCAAGGCGCGGGAACGGGGUUUGGAGUGGGACGUGAGGACGACAUGCAAAAUGCGAGCAAUGCGACUAUCGAAAAACCAAGUAUUACCACGAUGCGCAAUGACGAAAUGCAAAAGCCUGAGUCGUCGCAUGACAAGCCCCACCUCAACAAUCUGGAUAUGGGGGCAGCGGCGUAUCAAGAUGCGUCUGAUGAGCACGAAGGGAGGCCGGUGGAGUCGACGUUACAAUCUGUGGCCGCACAGAACAAUAUACAGACUGAGCGGACGAGCGAACCGUCAUGCACAGGCUGCGAGGACACGUACAGGACGGGUUGUCUAGACGCAGGAAACGCUGUUGCUGCAAGGCUAACGUGCAGCCCAAGGCUGAAUAGCCUUGAUAGCACUGCACGGUCGUCCAAGAUGACAGACAAAGAUGAAUUCAGCCGUCGAUUGCUAGGCCAUCACGGUGCAUCCGCAAGCCAGGUGAGCGGAGACGUCAGCAACACGACAUGCAACACCAGGCCAGAGGCAUGGCCGGGGAAAUUUACCCCUUCAGAGGAGAUUGAGACUACUCCAAAAACAAGCCAGGCGGCAGCAGAUAUACGAGCAGCCCCAGCAUCCGAAGCAGAGCAGCAUCCGACCGAGGGCACAGGCGUGUUUGCCCAGUCAGCCAAACCCCCUCCUCUCUCUCUGCCCCCCUCCCCCAAAGAGGGUCCCAUGACCCAAUUCCUCGAGGCCUGUCACGACCGAAACCGUUACUGA